AUGUCACUCGCAUACCCCGCUCCGAUAUCCCCUAUCGAGAGCCGAUAUCAUCAGUCUACUUUCGAUCCGCACUCCUUGCCAGCAACUCGUCCCAAGUUAUCAUCUGUAUCUUUAACAUCGUCUAGGGCGCCUCCUAUCCGUUCAUACAAAGAGCUUUUCAAUACUGUUACUGCGAAAGGCGGUACAAUGGGAAGCAGCAGGUCUGAGUGUAGGAAUUACACCAUACCACUCGAUAGGUCCAAUCAGCCUACUCAAGCCGAGGUACAAUAUCGACUGAUUAAGUCAUCUCGUCGAUUGGUUGGUGGAAAGAUGAUAUAUGAAGAAACAGAAGCUGUUCAAAGGUUUACAUAUCCGGCUCGCAGUAAUAAAAGGGCGGUUCGAUUUGCAUCAAGUCCUACUUCUUCGGUGUUUGAGAUACCUAGUUCGAGGGAAGAUUCUUCAAUGACAAAUGAUUAUGAAGGAUAUCAUGAUGGAAGUUAUAAAAAUACAAAUCAUCGAGAGCCUAGCACACCAACCGCGCUGAUGUCGGGAACAAAUCGAGGCCGUACCCGUCACGACUCUCUACCACGAAUAUCACAACCCCAGUAUUCCUCUCACGCUCGACCGUCACCACUACCAUUUCGACCUCAUCCUGAUGAACUUUAUGCGGACGUGUGUUUGCCGUCAACAGUCUCAGGGAAUUUGACAUCCAGCUAUGAAAGACAUCGGAAUCAGUCAGACGCCACUCAAUGUCCAUCUUCACAACGAGAACUACAACGAAAGCUCAGUACAAGUGGAAUAGAUCAUAGUGAUCACAUGCGUACUGAAGCUGAGCGUCUCUCAUCAUGUCUUUUGCGUCGACCUGCUCCUCCACCUAUGCCUCAACGUCCAACGACUGAAUUCUUUCUCUUCUCAACAACUGGCUCUCUUCCUGGUUUCAUGAUCUUACGACAACUCGGUCGGAUCAACAGUAGAGUGUUACCAGAAAAAAUUGCACAAGAAUGUAUAAGAAAAGAAUGUGAAUCCGAUGAAAGGAUGAGUAGUACAAAUGCAGUGAUUUGGUUUAGAUCUGAGAUUAUAGAAGGUACGAUACCCAAAAAAGUUAGGAACUUAGAACCCCUACCAAAGUUCAACUAUCUUUUCAAUCCCAGUCGUUCCGGUGUCGUCAUAUCACACUUGUCGAGUAGAUAUACAGAUACACAAUUUCUUGAGAUGCGUUUCAACAUUGAACAAGGGUAUCAAGAUUCAAAGGCUCUGUCAUUUCGAUCGGCUUAUUCAAAGACUUCCGGGUGCUGUUAUGUGACACUUGUCAAGGUCAGAGAUGAAAGUGACCCGCAAUCGUUUGUGAGUCGUGUUAAACUGGCUGAUAAAGUGUAA
Melampsora larici-populina 98AG31 is the source of this 1356-nucleotide messenger RNA. RefSeq lists its product as uncharacterized. The record is from RefSeq and is a predicted model, not a curated record. Lineage: Eukaryota; Fungi; Basidiomycota; Pucciniomycetes; Pucciniales; Melampsoraceae. The coding region runs from base 1 to 1356 and encodes 451 amino acids. The transcript is spliced from 4 exons.